AUGCACAGCAAAGGCAGUGCGCUCAAUGGCGCGGAGGAGGAGAGGGAGUGGGAGACAAGUCCAGGCGGUCGGACAGCAAUUCCCCGGGUCGUGGAGACAAGCCUUGGCACGCUAUCCGCAGCAAAUCGGACCCUUUCAGAAUUUCAGUACGAUUUGAACAGUGGCCUCUCCCAGCUCGCACAGCAAGCAGACGUGGCCAGGCGCACCGCUUCUACAGCCAAAGCCCAUGUCGGCUUCCUGCAACAGCUUGUAUCGCCACGCAAGUCCGCCCCUGGAACCGACAGCCCCCGGCGCCUGGGGUGGAGCGGCGCGCAGGGGGCAGCUGUGCAAGGCGCGUACGGGAACCCAGCAGCCGAAGACGUGUCAAUCAGGUUCCAGGCAGGCUCACCUAAUCCGGAGAUCGCGUCCUUGCUGCGCGUCCUGCAGGAGGCAGCCCAGCAGCGCGCUCUGGCGGAGACGUCUCUGUUACAGUCGCCGUCGCCUCGCGCAACGAUAGGGAUCUGGCCCGAGGACCUUCCACAGCGAGGCACCGCCAGCUCGCCGCUGUUGGGGCGCUUCGACGAUUCCGACAGCUGGACGCCUCGGUUGCGGCCCGGCGAUGGAGGUUCGACGGAGGGCGGUGUGUCCUACUCAGGGGCGGUCGACACACCCGCGCUGUCUAAAAUCAGCCGCCAGAUGUUCGCACAGGAGAUUGACGCGGAAGACGCGGAGGAGGAUCGGGGAUUUUCAGUUGCGAAAGAAGCUUUGCCAAGCGCAUCUCCUAGGCCACCACGAAAAGACACGGGCAGCCAGCUGCCGCAGUCGCAGUCGCAGUCGCCGUCCUUGGUUGAUGAGGAUCUGGAGGAGAAGGCGGAAAAACUUCGGACGUUGGAGCGUGGCAUCUACGAACUGGAGGCGAGGCGUGAGGAGCUGCUUGAGACACUCGCAGACACGUCGUCGCGGGUCACUACUUGCAUCUUUGAGCUGGAAUCCGUGAAGGUGGAGGUUCAAACAGCGAAGUCCGAGCUGGAGGCGGAGAAGCAGCGAAUCGUGGCCGUGAACGAGCAGCGCCAAAUUGCCGAGCAGCGCCUGAUAGACAAGUUGCAACAGCUUCAGCAGCUGGACGCGCUGUGUCAGCAGCACCCUGAGUGCAGCAGCUCUCAGUCCUUGGACUCGCACCCGAAGGAGGGCUCUGAGGGUUCCGGACAGCAGAGUGUUGUCGAGCGGGACGGCACGACAGCAGGGGUGGGUACCGCCGGCCGGCAGACCAGCGCCUCCGCGCCAGCCUCCGCCGGCCUGUCGGACCCCGCCCAUGAUGCAUCCUCCCCCGUCUUCGAGCAGGUCGUAUCCUUGCAGAAGGAGCUGCAAUCGCUCGCAGCCGAACACAGCAAGGUUCUGCACCAGCUGGAACAGGAACGUCACACCAGCAUGUCGCAGCAGGGCGAGGUCAUGACACUCCGCCAGAGGCUGCGCGCACACCAAGUGGCGGGGAUCACCACAAGUAGCGGUGCCAGCGCUAGCGCCGCCAGCAGCCGCUCCGGCACGACCCUGAAGCGGCCCCUGUCAGCCGCCAUGUCUGGCAUGGAGGAGGUGAUGGAGGAGGCCGCCGCGGACCUGGAACAGCUAGAAGGCCAUGUCGCCAACGUGACCCAGCGCCUGCUGGACUUGCAGUCCCAGAAUCUGCGGCUGGCUCACCAGGUGUCGGCGGCGCUGCACGCCAAAACGACGGCGGAGGCGGAGGCAAAUGAGGCAUUGCAGCGGCUCAAGGCGCUACGGGAGGAAGCCGAGGCAGCGCAACGCGCCGCGGGUACCAUCCAGCUAAGCUCCGUGCGCCUGAAUGCCGAGCUGGCCGCAACCCAGGUGGAGCUUCGGCACGCGCAGGAGAGGCUCGCGGAGCAGCAGGAGCAGCUGCGGCAGCGCCGCCAGCUGGUUCAGGAACAGGACGAGCGUGUGCAGGAGGUGCAGCGCCGCGCCUUGCAGGAGGAGCAUGCCCGCGAAGUUGCGGAGCAGACGCGUCGAGCUGCCGAGCACGCUCUGCAGCAGCUGCAGGCUCGGCUGGAAGAGGUUCUGCAGAGGACGCAGCAGGCUGAACGCGAGGGCUCAUCUGUUCGGACGGCGGCGAGGGACCUCGCCUCCGAGAUGGAUAAGGCCCGCGGGGACCGUGAUAAGGCUUUGGAGGAGCUGGCGGGGCUUCAGCUGAAACUGGUGGAGUGUCGUGCCGAGUUGUCCUCCUUGGCUGACGCAGUGGCAGCUGCAAGGGAAGACCGCGCGCGGGACGCCGAGGCAGCGGCGGCUACUGCCAGGCGCCGAGAGGAAAUGGAGGCGCAGCUGCGGGAUCUGCGGAGGGCUGUGGAACUGAGCAAGGAGCAAGCCGAUGCUGUGGAGCGCCAGGCCGCUGCAGCUAAGGACGACCUCGAUGCCGCGCAGGCGCAGGUUCUGGCCUGCACCGAGCAGAAGGAGAAAUUGGAGCGCGAGCUCGAGGUGUGCUUGAAGGAGUUGGAGCGUGCCCGGCAGCAGGUGCAGAUGGGAGAAGCGGAAUCUCGCGAUGUGGAGGAACAGCUUUCAAAGCUACGGCAGGAGCAGCAGGUGGCUCAACAGCAGCUCGCGGACGCUGCGGUCCAGGUUGCGGCUCUGGCAAGUGCCGCUACUGGCGCUGCGUCGUUCGGCGGCGCCGGUUUUGCAGCAGCUCCCGUGGACACGAGCAACCCGGCUGCUGCUGCGGCUGCUGUCGCUGUCGCUAACCCAGUCCUUGGCCUGGGCCCGUUCGCAGCAGCGACGGCGCAGCUCAAUAGUGCCUUGCAUAGCGGGUCUAUCGCGGGGCAAUCCCACCUUGCGACAAUCCUACAGCUCCAGGCUGAGUUAGAGGCCCUGCAGGUCGCCCUGGUUCAGGCGCAAUCACGGCAGCGUCUGGGCGAGCAGCGAGCAGCUGACGCAGAGCAGCUGUGCACCGAGCUCCAGGCGCGGCUCAAUGCCAUGCGCGUGCAGCAGACAUUCCGCCCGGAUACCGAUGCGCAGUCCUCGUCCUCGGGAGCGAGUCAGAUCUGGAGGAUCAAGGAGGAGUGCAGCAGCUUGGAGGAGACCUUGCAGCGGGAAAGGGCUGUGUCUGGCCGUAUGAGGCAGCAGGUUGAGGCGCUUCAGGAUGAGCUUCAGGCCACGAACAUGAAGCUACGCUCAGCCGAAGCCGCGUUGGCUAGCCAACGCCAGCAACUGCUGCAGCAGCAGCAGCAACUGCAGCAACAAGAGGCUGAUCAGUUCUCACGUGUUCAGCGUAAUACAAGCCCGGGUGGCAGUCAUCACGGAAGUCCGCAAGCAGGAAACCUGCAUAGAUCACCGCCUCGCCCCACCAGCGGAAGUGCAACAGGAGCGUCAACAGGCGCGUUGGCGUCGAGCCCAGUCGAACUGGCAAGGCAGCAGCUACGCAUGAUCCAGGCGCAGAUAGUACAGCAUGAGAAGGUCAACAAAGAUCUUCUGGAGGGCCACACAAGUCUGCAGCGUGUCGGCGAGGAGAUGCAGUCGAAGCUUGAGGAGGCAGCUAGCCAGCUCAUCACCUUGCGGGCUCAGUUUGAGAAGGGCAAACGCAAGGUGGAGUCGCUUCAGGUGCAGAAGGUCGAGCUGCAAGAGCACAUCGCGGCGCUGACGUUACAGGAGCAGCAGGCGCGCAACCGCCUGGGCGAGGUGCAGCAGCAAACCAUCGCCCAUCACAGCAAUGCAUCCGCGCUGCAGCAAGCCGUCACACGCACUGAGGAGGAGCUCCGGGAUGUGCGCGCACAGCUGGCAGACGCGCAGCGCGCCCUCUCGAUUGCGCUGACGCAGCGCGAUGGCGCCCUUGCGCAGGCCGCCGCCGAGGCGGCGCGGCGGAAGAGGUCAGGGCGGGGCGACGGCGUCGUUAGCACGCCACGAGAGCGGGAGCUGGGCUUGGAUGCGGAGGAUUCAGCAGAGGCCGAGGUGCUCGGCCUCAAACAGCAGCUGCAGGCGGUCAGGCAGGCACAGGAGGCGACCGGGGCGAGCUUGGCUGAGGAGCGCCGCCAGCUGCAGCAGUGCAAGGCGGAGCUGGCGGCGGCGUUGACGGUCCGCGCGUCAUAUGAAGCGGCGACGGCCCGGCUGCAGCAGGACUUGGAGAAGCUUCAGGCAACGCUUUCCGCCAGGUUGGCUGACUCGCCGGGAACCAUAAGCGGUAUUACAGCGGAUGUGGUGGCAGCAGCACGGCGGGAGCUGCAUGGCCUGGAGUUAAGGAUCGCGGUUGCCAGCGCUGACGAGGCGCGUCUGACGGCCGCAUGUGCGGAGGCCAGGCGGCACCAGGCGGCCGCAGAGCAAGAGCUGGCCAGCGUUAGGCAGCAGGUUGCGGAUGCAGAGCAACACCUGGCGACGCUGCAAGGGGAGAUAGAGCAGAAUGCCGCCGCACGGGUUGCUGCGGACGCGGCCGCUGAGCUUGGGGAUCUCCGUCAUGCGGUUCGGUCCCUGCAGCAGCGUUUGCAUGCCGCCGAGACAGCCGAAGCGGAUGCAAGGCAUCAGGCGCAGAUGGCCAGUAUUCGGCUGGUGCACAUGGACGAGCAUCUCAGGGUGAGCCAGGAGCAGGCUGCGCAGCAAGUGCAGGCGCAAGCCGUCCGGCUUGACGAUGCCCUGGCGGCUUGCGAGCAGGAGCGUCAACACGCCAAUGAGCUGCAAGAGCGCGUUGAUCGUUUAAAUCAGCAGUUAGAGGAGCACGGCAUCGUUCAGUUGGCGCAGGCGCAGGCGCACGCGGCUGCGCUGGAUGCCCAAGCGCAUGCACACGUUGCGCAGAUGGCACCUUUGGAAGCAGCGCUUGAGGAGGCCAAGGCACGCAGCGCCGCCGCGUCGGAGGCGCUUGAAGCGUCCAGAGCGGAGAUCAGCACACUGCAGGCGGAGGUGCAAAGGCUGACGGCCAAACUGACGGAUGAGGAAGGCGCGAAGCAACAUCUGUGCCUCGAGAUCGCACGAUCGGGGCAGAGCCUGGCGGAGGGACGCGCGGAGGCGGAGCGGCUGCACGGGCAGAUUGCACAGCUGACGGAGCAGCUGGCGGAGGCAAACCGGGGCUCAGAGGUGCAGCUGGAGGCGGCGAAGGAGCAGUACAGGCGCGCGCAGGAGCGGGCUGAGCAGCUGGAGGUGCGGCUAUCGGAGGCAGAAGCAGCAGCAGCAGCAGCAGCAGCUGCUGCUGCUGCUGCUGCUGCUGCCGAAUCGCCAGAACGCAGCGGCCACACGACGCCACGCAAGUUGCGAGCACCGCAGGAGGAUUCCCUGGAGCAGGAGAUCAGCCUGGUGUGCAGAUCGCCGGACCCUUCUACCGCCGCCACCGCCACGGGCACCAGCUCUCCGCCAUCCCCCGAGCAGCUGAGCAUCCAUCACGCGGCCAUGGCGCAGCUGCUGGCCGACUGCAAGGCGCUCCGAGAGCAGCGUGAUACCGCGAUUUCGGAGCUGCAGCAGGCGGCACUCGCGCUGACGGCCGCCGACGCGCGAGCGAGCGAGCUAGGUGCAAUAAAUGACCACCUCAAAGAGGAAGUGGCUCGCUUGCAAACGUUGGUAGUUGCUGCUACAGCCACGGUUGAGCACCUACAACUUCAGCGACAGCAGCAACAGCAGCAGCAGCAACUACAGCAGCAGGCGGCGACAUAUCGGGGUGCACAGCAGUGCCAGGCAACGCAGACGGAUCACGCCCACGCGAGAGACGCUGAUCCGGGCAGCGCGGCAGCACGGGGGAGUCCGGGAGUGGACUGUGUGGCCCCUGUAUCUGCACCCCCCAUGGAGGCAGCAGCUUACACCGUCCUCCUCCGGGCGCUGAGCGACCACGCCACCCUGGAGCGUCAGGUCUCGGAGCUGCAGGCAGAGCUGCAGACAGCUGCGUCGGCCAAAUCUGAGCUAGAAGACGAGGUCAUGUCUCUACAAACGGAGCUCAAGCGCUUGCAGCAGCAGCCAUCCGGUGCAGCGGCGGAUGCUGGCACCCGCCUCGGCGACACAGCGGACGCAGCGGCGAAAGCAGCAGCCCAUGCAACAGCAGACAUUGCGCACCUGCGUCGCCAAGUCGCGGAGCUCACCUCCUCCCUGCAGCGGUCGCAGCAGGACGCAGCUACCGCUGACGAGCGCGCCAUGCGGGCUCAGGACCGGGAGGCGCAGCUCGCAUGCGAGCUUGCGGAUGCGCGUGACGCGGAGACGCGGAUGCGCCAGGUGCUACACGCCGCCUGGGAAGAACAAGCAGGUGCAGCGGACAAGCUGGAGAUUUUGCGAGACAGAUUGCAGGUCGAGCGGAAGCGCCGAGCGGAGGCGGAGGCCAAGCGGUCCGGAAUGCUGGUGGUGGCUCCGCCUGCUGAGUCAUUGACUGGCUCUGGUUCCGGAGCAGCAGCAAACGAUGCCACUAUACGGCGGGAACCGCCGCCGUCGCCGCCGCGGCCGUUGCCGUCGCCGUCGCGGGCAGCACGCUCAGUCCGUCCGGGCAGCUGGGACGGCAGACCCGUAGCUGCAGGAAAUAGCGGCAACUCAUCCCCUAGCGGCUCCCAACGCGGGACCGCAUGUUCGGCGCCUGCUUCACUGAUUUUGACCGGUAGCUCGGACGGCACCCCCUCGGCACCAGCGCCAGCGCUGGGUGUGCAGGUGCCGCUGCCUGUACCCCUCUCUGCGCGGGUCGUUGAGGUGGAGUUGGAGUUUGACCGGAUGCGACAGCAGCUGGCGGAAGUGGAGGCCUCUGCGCACGCGUGGCUGCAGGCCCAACUAGAAACCCAGUUGCGACAGCACAGCCAGAAGCUGCGGGAGCUGCGGACCGAGGAGAUGCGACGACUGCAGGACGUCCGCGAAGAAUAUACACGGCUGGAGCAGCACUUGCAAAAGGAGCUGCAGCGCGCGCGGACAGCUGCGACACAGGCGGCGUCAGAGCUGCGGGACUGCAAGGAGGCGCUGCGGGAGGCCGAGCGGCAGAUCGCCGAAGCCGUCCAGGAGGCGCUCAAGUCCGCGCAGCAGGCCGCGACCUACCAGGCCCAAGUGCUUGCGCUGCAACAGGAGGGCUUGUACUCUGCAGACGUCAGCGGAGGAGGAGGAGGCAGCGGGGGCGGGGGCGGCAGCGGCGGCGGCAGCGGCAGCGGCAGCGGGGCCGGCGGCGGCAGCGGGGGCGGUGCCAGCGGUCUGGCUAGGUUCAGCGGCCGGAGCAACAACAGCACUGGCAGCGGCAGCACUCACCAUCUGCGGGCGGGCGGUGUGUCAGUGCCGCAGCGCACGCAGUCGGAGGGAACAGGUGCUCGGCUGCAGGCUCAAGCACAGGCAGUACCGGCCGAGCCGGUUCUGGCGCUACUGGCCGCUCCGCCUGUUGCAGCGGAGGCAGCAGCGCCGCCGCCGCCACACGACGAAGCACCAUCCGCCGGCGCUGCCGCUUUUGCAGCUGAGCGGAAGGUGAUGGAAUCGGAGCUUCAAGAGCUGCGCCGUCAGGUCGCCUCCCUUGAGCGGCAGCGAGCAGCGCACCAGGAGGAGUUGCAGCACGCGCAGGCGCGGCUGGCGGCUGUCGAGGCGCGGCACGCCGCGGCGGUCCAGCAGGUCGAAGCGCUUGCCGAGGAGCUGCGGACGCGCGAGCGCACGGAAGCGGACGAGCUCAAGGCCCGUGUGGCGCAGCAAGCGGAAGCGGAUGCCAGACUGCUCUGCGAGCUACGCUGCCAGCUGCGGGACACCCAGGAGAGGAUGGAGCGCUCCAGGGAGGAGCUGGGGCAAGCACGUGCGGAGCUGGAGCAGGCCAAGGCUGAGCUGCAGAGGAAGCGGAGCCCCGUGCAGCGGCGGCAGUCUGGAUCUGGGUCCGGACGGCCGCCGGCGGCGGCGCCGCCGCCGCCAGGCAACGACGGCGGCGGGACCAGCGGCGGCGGCAGCGGCGACAUGCUUGACAGAGAGGUGACGGCGCAGCUGGGAUCGGAUGGAAAUGGUGGUAGUGCGCGCAGUGUGCAGCAGACCAGCGCGGAUGAGGUAGAGGCCGCGGUCCGUCGUGUGCUGGCGUUGCUGGUGGGUGUUCGGCGCAGGGCCGCGGAUCUUGACGACGCCGCCACCCGCGGUAGCGGCCGCGGCGGCAGUCUAAGCGCGGAUGAGGGCGAGGGCGAUGUGGAGGGGACCAGGCGGGGCCUACAGAACGGCCGCGGUCGCAUGCAUCGCCGACGGCCCCGGCGGCGAUUGCAGGAGGGGCAGACACGGUUUUUUGUACAGUCACGAUCAUCACGAUCACAGUCAGCGUCGCGGCGGUACGACGAGUACGGCUACGAUGACGGGGACGAGUACGACUAUGACGAUGACGUUGCGAGCUUUGAGGACGGCGCUGCCAAUGACAUUAGUUUGAUGGAAGGCCUUGACUUAGCGACUCGGCUCCGCGAUGACCUUUUAGGGCUGCUCCGGCGCCAUGCACGAGGCACUACUGCCACCGGGAUGACCACGCUUCCCGGUGCCGCUGGGCUGGCGCUGGGGACCGGUGGCGGCGCCGCAAGACGUUACUUCGCCUCGACGGAGACGGCCACAGUGGCCUGCCAAACGGAUCCCGCGCCAGAGUACGGCGCGUUGGUGCCCAUGGUCCGCGUCAGCGCCGCCGCCAGCCACCUAUCGGAGCUGCAGCAGCAGCAGUCGGGGCUGCUGUCGCGGGUGGCGGCGCUGCGGUGCCAGGCAGCAGAGGCGGAGGCGCUUGCGUCAGCACGCACAGCACGCGUAGCGGAGCUACGGGCGCGGGAGCAUCAGCUGUCGACGCUGUGCGAGUCGCUGCAACGCCAGGCGGAGGACGCGCUAUGGGAAAUGGAGGUGCUACUAUGGGACCUUCGCUUUAGGGUUUUACCCUACUUUAGUCUAAGACGCGAAAGCUACGAGCGCUACAAGACGCUGGUCACCGACACCCGCAGCGCUCUGGAGAGCGAUUGCCAGCAGCUGAAGGGCAUCCGCGCGGACCUGCUCAUGGACGUGCAGCAGGCCCAGUCGCUGCUGCGCGACAGCCUGGUUGCGCUGCGCUUGGGGCGCGUGUCGUUGCAGGCGCACCGGGCAGUGGAUGCUGCUCUGAAGAACCUGACGGAGGCAGCGACGAAGGACCCCAGCGGCGUCGGAUCGCAGGUACUUCAACACGUCAAGGUGGUCUUCAACUGCAUGGCGGAUCUCUGCGGCCGAGCCGAGGCCCUGGCGGGGGCCGUCAGCCCGCUAGUCACAGAGCUCGGCAUAGCCCUCGCCGCCAGGGCCACCGCCGCAGCCGAAACCGACACCAGCGACCCACGGGUCGCCCAACAAGGAGAGCUCAUUACAACAGCCCCCUGGCGCGACGGCCCCCGACCGCCAGUGAGCCACAGUGGAGCCUUCAGGUCGGGACUGGGCAACCUUCCUGGCGAAGGGCCCGGCGACGAGGGCGCCAGGGGCUACCAGUCCUGGUCUUCUGCUGGCAGGGCCGGCGGCACCUGUGCAAAUCCCUCAUCGUCGAGGUUUGCUGCCGUGGGGGCAAGCCGGGGGGAGGCCAUGGAGCCGGCACCUUCGUUCCGAGGCCGGAACGGAAUGGAGCAGCCCGCGCAGCCAUUGCAGCAGCAGCAGCAGCAGCAGCAGCAGCAACAACAGCCCGACCCCUCAGAGGUUCAGCGUGCUGUUAAGUGGGCGUACAUGCAGCUGCACACCCGCGCACGCAAGUUCAGCAAGGCGCUCAAGGCCAUGGAGGCGGGGGAGCAGCUGCCGGUGGAGCUCCUUCAGGAGGGCUUCCAGCGGCUGUGGAACAGUGCCGAGGAGCAGCUGAGCGGUCUCAUGCGCAUGGCAAGCGGAUGCAACGUCGCGGCCACAGCCAUAGCCACGACGGCAGCGCCGCCUCCUCCUCCGGCUCCGCCUCCGCUUCAGCCACUCAGUCCUCGCGCCGCCACCGCCGCCGCCGCCGCCGCCGCCGCUGCUGCCGCCUUGUCGUCGUCGUCGUCGCCGUACCGCCCUGGCCACUCAGCGAUUUCCAUCGCGGCCGGUGGCGCCUGGCACCACGGUCCGGCUCAGGGCGGCAGGGACGCAGAGAGGAACGGUGCUGCGGCGGCGGUGCACAUGGUGCCGCCGCCGCCGCCGAACAACCUAUAUGCGCCGCCAGCGAACCAGCAAAGCGCGUCAUCACUGGCGGCUGGCGGAGGGCGAGUUCCAUCAUCCGGGCUGAGUGGCAGGGCGCCGCUCGCAGCCGUCGAAAACGUGUUGGAUGACGCUGGAUGUGGCCACCAGCACGUGCAUGUGCAUGUGCAUGGCAGGGCGAAGCGCAGUGGCGCCGGAGUUGCUGCGGCUGCUGCUGCUGCUGCCAACCGGCGGGGCCCGCCCGCUAAGGCCGCCCAGAGCCUGGCUGCGUCCCUGGAUGCUGCGCACUCGGGAGAAGUGCAACCGACCGCUUCCGGAGAAGCGCCUGGACAUGUACGGCAGCAACAGCACCUGUCGCAACAGGCGCCGCAGCCGCAGCCGCAGCGGAGGCAAUUGCCUUCGUCCGUCGGCUCGCAGCCCACUUCUGUACGACUGCUUCAAUCGCGGCGAUCAGAACUCCCGCAACAGCCGCAACAGCCGCAACAGCGCGCGAAUCAGGCGGAGUUUAGACGUGAGGUGACGUUCGCUGCACCGCCGCAACAGCAACCACCAUCACGGAGUGGGAGGGGGGCGGCGCUGGGGCCCGGCCGCGAUGAGUCACUGCCGCAGCGCCGUACCAUCGAACACCAGCUGCAGCAGGUGCUGAGUCUUGCCAGGGAGAUGCAAAAGCACAGCUAA
Messenger RNA from Volvox carteri f. nagariensis, 10686 nucleotides. RefSeq lists its product as uncharacterized. Bases 1 to 10686 code for a protein of 3561 amino acids. The record is from RefSeq and is a predicted model, not a curated record. The transcript is spliced from 34 exons. Lineage: Eukaryota; Viridiplantae; Chlorophyta; Chlorophyceae; Chlamydomonadales; Volvocaceae.